Aspergillus nomiae NRRL 13137 is the source of this 774-nucleotide messenger RNA. Its product is annotated as cutinase family protein. The record is from RefSeq and is a predicted model, not a curated record. Gene Ontology annotation, biological process: carbohydrate catabolic process. Gene Ontology annotation, cellular component: extracellular region. The coding region runs from base 1 to 774 and encodes 257 amino acids. Lineage: Eukaryota; Fungi; Ascomycota; Eurotiomycetes; Eurotiales; Aspergillaceae. The transcript has 4 exons. Gene Ontology annotation, molecular function: cutinase activity.
AUGUGCUGGACGCUUCUACAACACAAAUACUAUAAAGAUGGCUGCUUCGUCCGAGGAAGAACUUCUAUCCAGACUGCAUCGCACUCGCAUCGCACAGACACAAUCCACUUUCUAAAGAAGUUUCUCAUUAUGCAUUUCCGCAACAUCGUGAUUGCACUGGCUGCGACUGCAGUGGCAAGCCCGGUGGAUCUCCAGGAACGGCAAUUGUCUGGUGGGAACGAGUUGCGGGAUGGCCCUUGCAAGCCCAUUACCUUUAUCUUCGCCCGAGCUUCCACGGAGCCAGGCCUUCUGGGCGUUUCAACUGGCCCUGCGGUCUGCAACCUGUUGAAGUCAGCUAGACCAGAUGAUGUCGCCUGCCAGGGUGUCGGACCCAGAUACACUGCGGAUCUCCCAUCAAAUGCUCUGCCAGAGGGAACCUCUCAAGUUGCAAUUGCAGAGGCACAAGGACUGUUUGAGCAAGCUGUUUCCAAGUGCCCUGACACUCAGAUUGUUGCCGGUGGCUACAGCCAAGGAACAGCUGUCAUGAACGGUGCCAUUAGGCGCCUUUCCGCAGAUGUGCAGGACAAGGUCAAGGGCGUUGUUCUUUUCGGGUACACACGCAAUGCCCAAGAGGGGGGCCAGAUUGCAAACUUUCCCAAAGAUAAAGUCAAGGUCUAUUGCGCAGUGGGAGAUUUAGUCUGCCUUGGGACUUUGAUUGUGGCACCGCCACAUUUCACAUAUCUUUCUGACACUGGUGACGCUAGCGAAUUUCUCCUGUCCAAGCUGGGGAAUUAG